CAACCUUUUGAAUUGGUUUGAUCUUAUUAAAUCAUUGCAUUUCGUUUGAAAUCCUACCAAUACAAUAUAAUGCUUUUUUCUGAAGCAGCCACUGAAGCAUUAAAGACUUACCUUGUCAGUACUCUUGAGCGAAUCUCUGAUGCUGACUCUACCGUUCUUGCAGAUUAUGUGAUUGCUUUGCUAAAGCAUGACAAGGCAGUUGCGGCACUAAAAGAAGACUGUCUGGCAGAAUUGGUGGAUUUCUUAGCGAAUGAAACCGAAGAUUUUGUACAGCAACUAUUCGAGGCACUAGCCAAUGAUGCGUUUUCCAAUGCAUCCAUAGCAGGGCCAAGCGAUGCCAUUGAACUAUCCGCUGUAUCUCAUGACCAAUCAGCUACUCAAGAUAUAGAUGCUAAUUCAUCACUUCCAUUAAAACGUUCACGAAAAGAAACCAAUGAUGGCAGUGAUUAUGUUGCACAGUAUAGCGAUGAUCGUCCAGACAAAAUAGCACGAACUGCAUUCAAUACGACUCAAAGUAAUGGGAACCGUGAAUCUGCCUAUAAUAAAUCUGAAUCAUCGACUGAACUUGGAUCCAAACAAUUCGAUGGCUCUCGUGAUAAUAAUCAAGGCAUGGAUCAUCGUUUUGGUUCAAGAAAUGAUCGUGACUCUCGAUCUAACAAUACCAGAGGAAAUAACAAUAUGGACAGUCGAAGAGGCCACUGCUUCAACUAUGAAGCAAAAGGCUACUGUCUUCGAGGAGAAGCAUGUCCCUACAAUCAUGGGCCUGAGGCUUUACUGAUUGACAAUAUGAAUGCUACCGCUCGCCAAAACGGUAUGACAGGCUUUGGAAUGAACUCGGCAAUGAUGCAAGGAAAUGGUACGAAUCAAGGAAAUUUCCCGCAAAUGGGAACAAGACCUAUGGAUCCAUUAUCUGGAGCUGGCUCUCGUCCUCAAUUUAACCAACAAGGCCGCUCAUGGCCUACUCGUGGCGGUGGUCAAUCUGGUCGUGGAGGAUUCGCAGGCCAUACUUACCAACAGCGUACUCGAAAAUCUGAUACAGUACUCGUUGUUGAAAAUAUUCCGUUAGAAUCUUGCGCCAUGGAUAAAGUUAAUGCCUAUUUUAAAGCUUUUGGUGCACUAACGAAUAUUCAGGUAGAUCCAGCAACCCAAAAGGCAGUCAUUCAAUAUUCUAAUGCGCACGAAGCCUUGGAUGCAUAUCGGUCGCCUGAUCCUAUUUUUGGCAAUCGAUUUGUCAAGGUGUAUUGGCAAACGGAACCAGUCAACAGUGGUCCAGUGCAUGGAUCUGACGGUAAGCCUGCAGUUGCAUCACACAAUCGCUACCAGCUACGAACUGAUGCAUCACAGACUGCGGGUGGAGCAACCGUACCUGCUGAACAUGCAACCAACGAUGGUACAGCAGCAGAUGCACAUCGUGCUGCAGCUGAGGAGCUUCGUCGUAUGCAGCAGGAGAAAGCUAAAGCUAUACUCGAAUUGCACAAAAGUCAAGAAGCACUGAUUUCCAAACAGAUUGGCGAGCAAAAGAAAAUGAUGGAGCGAUUGGAAAAGGACACGACGCUAAGUGCUAAAGAUAGAAAGGAGUUGCUACUGAGUAUCAAAUCACUCUCACUUCAAACUGAGAGCAUGGUCGCAAAGGCAGCCACUCAAGCUCAAAGUAUAAAAUCACGAGCUACUGCCAAACCUGUCACGACUACUUCUACUACAGAUGCAGCAGCAGGCGAAUCUGUAGAUCCAGAGUUGCAAACACAACUUUUGGCACUCAAGGGCGAGGCUCAGAGUUUGGGCAUCACUGACCCGACUGCAAAACCAGUUGCAGGGUUAGGACGUGGACGUGGCGGAUGGAAUCGUGGACGUGGCGGAUAUACUCCCAGAGCAUUUAAUAUUGACAAUCGAUCAACCAAGAUUUCCAUCUCUCCUGUUUCAGAAUCCAAUUUGGAGGCUAUCCGGACUCAUUUUGAGGCUUUUGAUGGAUUCGUUGAAUUUGUAAAAUUGGGUGAUGACUCGGCAAUGGCCAGCUAUCAAAUGCGCUGGCAAGCCGAAAAGGCCAUGUCCAGCCAAUUGAGUGGUGAAGGAAUGUCAGAGGUUGAGCUUCAAUGGGCGACAGUAGCAACAGGAGUAACAGAGUCUACUGAGCCAGCACCUGAAUAACUAUGAAAUGAAAUUUACUUUAACUGGUGGUCUUGUGAACACUUGC
Batrachochytrium dendrobatidis JAM81 is the source of this 2191-nucleotide messenger RNA. RefSeq lists its product as uncharacterized. Gene Ontology annotation, biological process: mRNA processing. The coding region runs from base 70 to 2145 and encodes 691 amino acids. The transcript has 7 exons. NCBI's taxonomy places the organism in Eukaryota, Fungi, Chytridiomycota, Chytridiomycetes, Rhizophydiales. The record is from RefSeq and is a predicted model, not a curated record. Gene Ontology annotation, molecular function: metal ion binding; RNA binding. Gene Ontology annotation, cellular component: nucleus.